GAGAACGCAGACAAGAAUGCGAAGUGGUAGACCAAGAGAGUACAUCAUAAGGGGGUUUGGCUUCGCUCUUCAGAUUUGGGCCUUUGAAGUGUUCCCAGCUUUGGAAGCAUUGCAUUUCACGGUCCAUGAAGACAAUAGGCACAUCCCUCGAAUAUUACAUUGGAGGAGCAACACGGUGGCCCGUUUUCGGGAGGUUAUGAGUCAGGUUUUUGAAAACUUUGAGGUUGAUGUGCAACUUCUCCGGCCAACAGAUAUUGAGAAGCAACAACCUUACUGGAGUUGGGGUGAUGAUGACAACGAAGAACCAAUGGUUGAAUUAUUUGGGGAUGAGGCCGAAAGAAAAAACCGGCACUUCUAGUGAAGAAAAAGACGCGGAUGUUGAGGAAACAGCCACCCUUCCCUCCUCUUCUAAGGCCAAAGGGUCUGUUAAUGACGUUCGCAGUUUGAAGCAUCAAUUACGCAGC
Messenger RNA from Prunus dulcis (almond), 464 nucleotides. RefSeq lists its product as uncharacterized. NCBI's taxonomy places the organism in Eukaryota, Viridiplantae, Streptophyta, Magnoliopsida, Rosales, Rosaceae. The transcript has 4 exons. The record is from RefSeq and is a predicted model, not a curated record. The coding region runs from base 17 to 358 and encodes 113 amino acids.